This is a messenger RNA of Cannabis sativa, 2538 nucleotides long. RefSeq lists its product as uncharacterized. The coding region runs from base 1 to 2538 and encodes 845 amino acids. NCBI's taxonomy places the organism in Eukaryota, Viridiplantae, Streptophyta, Magnoliopsida, Rosales, Cannabaceae. The record is from RefSeq and is a predicted model, not a curated record. The transcript is spliced from 6 exons.
AUGUCCAAUUCUGUAAGGCUUUUACCGGCGCACAAUGGCGCCGGUAAAAGUUUCCCAAAUUUUGGUGGGAAUGUUAACCGCCCUCGUGAAAAUUUGGGGGGAAAUAAAACUCGUGGUCCCGUUGACCGGCCCGAAGCACCGCCUCCUGCUUGUUGUUGUCAUUUUUGGACUGCUUCAGUGGAAGAUGCCUGCCAACCGAAGUUGGAUGAAGGCGCACCGCGCUCUGCGAGUUUCGAAGUGGCGUUGACGAGUUCGUUGCGCGGGAUCCAACCUUCGUACAACCCCUGGUAUUUCCACGGGAGACUUUCUCUCGGCCCGCAGCUUGAACUUCCCGAAAAUGACGAAGAGGAAAUGGCGGAUGUGUUGGCGGACAUGUUAAGAGGGGACCACGGGUUUGACGAAUCCGCUAACACUACCGAUUCUUUCAAUGAACCCCCUAUCAACGACAACAACAAGUUCGAUGACUUGUUUAAGGAGAUGGAGGCUGAGUUAUAUCCAGGUUGCAAAAAAUCAGCCCUUAAUGCACUGGUAAAGCUUAUGCACUGCAAGGUUUUGAAUAGGUGGAGCAACCACUCUUUCGAUAUGUUGCUGUCCAUCUUGAUUGAUCUAUUUCCAGAGGGGACAAAAUUACCGAAGUCGCAUUAUGAGUCGAAGAUGCGAUUGCGCAAUCUAGGUUUGGGUUACGACUCAAUAGAUGUGUGCAAGUAUAAUUGUGCUAUUUUCUGGAAGGAGAAUGAGAAGAAGGAGUUUUGCCCUGUAUGUGGCGAAUCACGAUGGGUGAAAAGAAAGGGUAAGGGGAAAAAAGUUCCUCACAAAGUUAUGCGUUACUUCCCACUCACACCUAGGCUGAAACGAUUAUAUUGCUCAAGACACACUGCGGAGGAUAUGCGGUGGCAUUACUCGCAGAGACCAAAAGAAGACGGUGUGCUUAGGCAUCCUGCGGAUGCUGAAGAAUGGAAGCAGUUUGACCGCCUUCAUCCGUCUUUUGCUGUUGAACCUAGAAAUGUCAGACUGGGAUUGGCGACUGACGGUUUUAAUCCAUUUGGCAACAUGAGCAACUCUUACAGCCUGUGGCCAGUUAUUUGUGUCCCCUAUAAUUUGCCACCGUGGAAGUGUAUGAGUUCUGAAUCGUUGUUGUUGACCUUAUUAAUUCCAGGUCCAUCAUCUCCUGGGAAAGACAUAGAUGUAUUCAUGAGACCGUUAAUUGAUGAACUGAAACAGUUGUGGGAGACGGGUGUUGAAACCCGAGAUGCCUACAACGGAACUGUGUUUUCAAUGCGUGCGGCAGUGUUGUGGACAAUAAAUGACUUUCCUGCUUAUGCUCUAAUGUCUGGUUGGAGCACAAAAGGGUAUAUGGCGUGUCCCACUUGCAAUGAACAUACUCUUCUAAGUAUCGACGGGAAGUCAAAGGAUACCGACAAGGCGAGAAUGGAUUUGCAAGACUUGCAAAUACGACGAGAGUUGUGGUUGUAUGAAGACCGAAACGGGAAGUGGAAGAAGCCUCCAGCUAGUUACAACCGUCCUGACCGGAACAAUGACAUUGUCCAAAACAUGCCAACUCGACAAUUUUCUGUAUUCAAGCAUGUUGGUCGACCCAUCGGUAUGAGGACAGUCGACACCUUACCCAUGCAAAGCAAGCGUAAGGCGGAGUGGUACAUUUUGAACAAUUGCACAGAGGUUGAACCGUAUAUCAAUGAGCACAAGGAGUUGCUUCAAGCAAGGGGUGUAGGCAAUAUUGAGACAGUGCAAGAGACUGAGUUCCCUGAAUGGUUCAAAACUCAAAUUAAUGAACUACGGUUGACCAACCAGGGUGCAGUGUCAGAUGAGUUGUAUGCUAUCGCUAACCCAGCGAAUACAGCAAUUUAUUUUUAUCCAGGGUGCAUAGUGAACGGUAUUAAAUUUUUGGUCAAGGAAAGGGAUGAUAACCGCAAAACACAGAAUAGCGGUGUCAUGGUCCCCGGUGAAGAUGGCCAAAAUUUUUACGGCACACUUGAAAAAAUUAUGGAGUUCACUUAUUUGAAAGAUUGCAGUGUUCUCUUAUUUUUUUGUAAGUGGUUUGACACUAACGGGAGUAGAAUGGAUAGUGACGGUGUUAUUACUAGCAUCUGCGUCAACCGACAGUGGUACCAAAAUGAACCGUUCAUACUUGCAUCUCAAGCAAAAUUGAUCUACUACAUUCCUGAUUUAAAGAACGGUAAAGACUGGCUGAUUGUAAAUGAGUACAUACCGCGCAAUGUUUGGGACUUCCCGGACACGGAUGGGGAGACACCCUUUGUACAGGAAAACAAUUCAACUGAAACCGAGUUCGUUGUUCAACUUCCACAGUUGGAUGAUGUUGACUAUGUUCGCCAUGAUGUCGACCCAACUGAAGUUGCAAACAUCCAUCGUGUGAAUUCACAGCCUCAACAAUUAGAUGAUUUCAUUGUCGAUGAUGACAACGAGGGUCUAAAUACCGAAGAAGACAACUCCUUAGAAUUAGAGAGUGACAGUGAUGAUAAUGCUGUAUAUGUAACUGAUGAUGAGGAUGAUGAAUUGUAA